CAUUGUUUUGCAGAUAAAAAAUUCCUACUGUUUUAUAUCUUGAUUGAUAAACGAAGUGUAUGUAUUUUAAACGUAAUCUGAAACGUUUUAUGAGAUGAAUUUUCGUUACGAGAAUGGCUGAAAUUAACACAUAGCAACAUAAAUAGAAUAAGUCGUGAAUUUUUCAAAAUUAAAGAGAUUAGAGCGUUGCAAAUUAUAUUUGAGACAAAUGUGCAAACGUGGUCUUUAACGAAUGAAUUGGAAACACGCCCCACUAAGAAUUACAAGUAGAUUCACUUUGAUCGUGUUCGGAGAAAGACAUUGGUAGAAAAUACGUUUAUGAACUCGUGUGUCGCUCAAUGGAAAACCUGAACAUUUUAAUGGACAACGUCAAAUUUGAGCUCCACGUGCCGUAAGAUGAAACUUAUAUUGUACCUGGGGGUUCUGGUGCUACCGACCGUCCACUGCAUGGCGUGGCUGUCACUGCACCAUCUGAGCCACCGCAGCUGGGGCGACGCCGACCAUCAAUGCAGAGCGGCGCGCGCGAGAGGCGCCCUCAACUGGGACCAAACUCUGCUCUGCCGGACGAGGCCAGGAUUGCUGUCAGCCAUCGUGACGGCAGCCAGCACGACCGUCAGUUCCUGUCAGCGCCUCUUCCGCCACUCCCGCUGGAACUGCUCGUCUGUGGCUCUUGCUCCCAAUUUUUCAGCGGAUCUCACAUUAGGCACGCGGGAACAGGCAGUGGUUCACGCCCUGGGCUCAGCUGCUCUUGUGUGGACCGUGGCGAGGGCCUGUCGCCAGGGGGCGGUGAUGGAGUGUGGUUGCGGAGCGCUGCCCACGGAGCCGCCAAAUGGUCGCUUCCAGUGGGGUGGUUGCGGCGACAACAUCCUAUACGCUUAUUCCUUCAAUAAAGAGUUCUUCAAACCGAGGAAAAAAUCUUAUCAGAGAGAGAGACUUGGGGUGGCAGUUGGCGAUCAUUCCCGCGGCCUCGACGUGCAAAGAAUUACUCGUCGACACAGAAAGAAUGAACGACGGAAAGAAGCUCGCAGGAGAAGAGAAAAGAAGCGGCGAAUAUCCAAAGAAUUGAGCAGAAGCAGGAGGAUAAAGAAGAGGGCUGUGAAAAAGAUGGAUCGCCACAAUCGACGCGUCGGAAGAAAGGCAACGAGUGUCGGGCUGUCCACGAGCUGUAAGUGUCAUGGCGUCUCAGGGUCUUGCGCUCUCAAGACCUGCUGGAAAGUCCUCGCCAGCUUCAACAAAGUGAGCGGCCGUCUGCUGCGACGCUACUCGUCAGCCGUGGCUGUACGGCCCGUGAAGGUCGUGAGCAAACUGCGCCUGCUUCCCGUGUCUGCUGGGGGAGUGUCGAGCUACUCCCGUGACGACCUCCUGUACGUCGCCAGCAGUCCCGACUACUGCACUCCCCAGCCACAGCUCGGCUCGCUCGGCACUCAUGGCAGGAAAUGCAACGCGUCGUCAGUGGAAUCGGACAGCUGCGAGCUGCUGUGCUGCGGCCGCGGCCACACUGCCAGCCUGUACCUGCUGAAGCAGCCGUGCGCCUGUCGCUACCAUUGGUGCUGUCACGUUACCUGUGAUACUUGCUCUUCGUGGAAGACUCAGCAUUAUUGUCUGUAGAAAUCAACAUUAUUGUCUGUAGAACUCAGCGUUAUUGUCUGUAGAACUCAGCGUUAUUGUCUGUAGAACUCAACAUUAUUGUCUGUAGAACUCAGCAUUAUUGUCUGCAGAACUCAACAUUAUUGUCUGUAGAACUCAACAUUAUUGCCUGUAGAACUCAACAUUAUUGUCUGUAAACUCAACAUUAUUGCCUGUAGAACUCAACAUUAUUGUCUGUAAACUCAACAUUGUUGUCUGUAGAACUCAACAUUAUUGUCUGUAGAACUCACGAGACAACUUUGUGAUUAAUCAGUUUUAGGGUCUUUUCUCGCCACUCACCCGCUGGACUCAGCGUUUGCUCAUCAUGGACAAAAUAUAUUUUGUGGUGGCUUGUGAUUUCUCUCCAAGAACUUGUAAGAGUUCUCUUCAAGGCAUUCGUGAGUUAUCUCCAAUGCAUUUGAAA
Molecule: messenger RNA, 2050 nt
Organism: Hyalella azteca
Lineage: Eukaryota; Metazoa; Arthropoda; Malacostraca; Amphipoda; Hyalellidae
Product: protein Wnt-11b
Exons: 8
Coding region: 397-1608 (403 amino acids)
Biological process (GO): canonical Wnt signaling pathway; cell fate commitment; neuron differentiation
Cellular component (GO): extracellular region
Molecular function (GO): frizzled binding; cytokine activity
Source: RefSeq, a predicted model, not a curated record